AUGAGGCAAGCUGGGGCCGGGUCGGAAACUACCUUGGAUCUUACCACUCUACGGCUUCGUAGCUAUUACCUUCGUCCUGGAAUUACCAAGAGUCAAUCGGACCUGGGUACUCCUCUCAGUAAAGGAACAAACCUUGAUAAAGAAGAAUUUGAAAGCAAACCUGCUCAAAGCUCUUCUGUUCUUAAACGUUCUGUUCUUAAACAUAGAAAACCUCAAGUCACGAUGGCAGCCUCUCGCGUUCUCAGUUCCGUUACCGUGAAUGCCUCGACAAAACAUACAGCCACUGUUAUCUUUCUACAUGGCCUAGGAGAUAGUGGAUAUGGAUGGGAGCCCGUUGCAAAGAUGCUUGCUCGGAAUCCCAAGCUCUCACACAUCAAAUGGGUCCUUCCCAAUGCGCCCAAUCAAUCUGUCACUCUCAAUUUUGGUAUGAAAAUGCCAUCGUGGUUUGAUAUCCGCUCGUUGGAUAGGGACUUGACGGCAGACGAUGGCGGAGAAGAUGCCGACGGAAUGCUUGCUUCUGCUAUGAGUGUCAACAGGAUUGUCACUACACAAGUGGACGAUGAGAAUAUUCCUGCUAAUCGUAUAGUCGUGGGAGGCUUUUCUCAGGGUGCUGCGCUCAGCUUACUUACUGGAUUGACGAGCGAGAGGAGACUGGCUGGAUUGGUGUGCCUGA
Acaulospora colombiana is the source of this 673-nucleotide messenger RNA. NCBI's taxonomy places the organism in Eukaryota, Fungi, Glomeromycota, Glomeromycetes, Diversisporales, Acaulosporaceae. The record is from the annotation of a GenBank genome assembly.